AUGCAAUUGAAGAACUUGUUAGCUGUAUCAGCUAUUGCUGGAUUAGCUUCUGCUGCCAACAACUCUACUUUAACUACAGCCACUCCGCUGAUAAAUAAGGACUGUUCCUUCUCAGACUUCACAGCUACUGCUUCAUCACAAGUUUCUCAAGUUGCUGCAUGUGAAACUGCUGCUGGUAACAUUGUCAUCAAUGGUGACGCCUUUGGCUCAGUUGAAUUGACUGGGUUGCAACAAUUAUACGGUGACUUGGCCAUUAGAAACGUCACCAAGGCUCAAACCAUCAAUGCACCAACUUUGCAAUUGGUUUCUGGUGAUUUGGAAAUCAAUGCUUGUACUGUUUUGUCCAACUUGAACUUGGCUCAAUUGACUACUGUUGGUACUUUGGAAUUGACUGCUUUGCCAGCUUUGGAAUCAACUGGUUUAGCUGCUGGUUUGACUUCUGCCGAAUCCAUUAUUGUUUCCGAUACUGGAUUGAACCACUUGACUGGUAUCAAUGUUUACAGAUUGAAAGUUUUCAAUGUCAACAACAAUGGCGAUAUUGAUUCUAUUGAUUCAGGUUUGAAGGAAGUCACUGACACUCUUGAUAUUUCAUACAAUGCUGACAAGGUUGAUGUCAACUUGGAUGAAUUGACUUCAGCUAAAAACAUUGUUUUGCAACAAGUUAACUCAUUUAAUGCACCAAACUUGACUGUUGCCAACGGUUCAAUCACUGUCACUUCAUCUUCCCUUGAAAAACUUGAAUUGGCUCAAUUGAAAUCAGUUGGUAAUGCCAUUGCCAUUAACAAGAAUGAAGAUUUGGAAGAAUUGGAAUUCCCUAAAUUGACAACUAUUGGUGGUGCUUUGCAAAUUUCUGACAAUGACAACUUGAAAUCAUUGGAUGCCUUUUCAGAAGUUACUCAGAUUGGUGGUACCGUCAACAUCAAUGGUUCAUUUGACAAUGGUACUUUUGACUCAUUGACUAAGGUUGCUGGUGGUUUCAUCUUGAAGAUUGAUGGUGACUUGUCAUGUUCUGCUUUUAACAAAUUGAACACCAAAGGUGAUGUUAAAGGUGACAAGUUCCAAUGUCAAGAUCAACAAACUACAUCUUCAUCAUCAUCGAAAAAGAGUCAAUCAUCCGAUUCAUCCGAUUCAUCUGACUCAAGUGGAUCUGGAUCAGACUCUUCUUCAUCUUCAAACUCAGACUCAGACUCAUCAUCAUCCGACUCUUCAAGUAAAUCUAAUGGUGCUUCUUCAUCCUCCAAAAUUGGAUUGUUUGCCACCGUUGUUUCUAUUUUCGUUGGUGUUGGUGCCGCAUUGUUCUAA
Lodderomyces parapsilosis is the source of this 1302-nucleotide messenger RNA. It is a transcript of the gene ECM33, whose product is annotated as Ecm33p. Gene Ontology annotation, cellular component: plasma membrane; fungal-type cell wall. The record is from RefSeq and is a predicted model, not a curated record. The coding region runs from base 1 to 1302 and encodes 433 amino acids. NCBI's taxonomy places the organism in Eukaryota, Fungi, Ascomycota, Pichiomycetes, Serinales, Debaryomycetaceae. The transcript is spliced from 2 exons. Gene Ontology annotation, biological process: fungal-type cell wall organization.